UGUCCCGGUAACCCAACGCCGGGAAGGCUGCGGGGGCCGCGGCCAUGGGCGAGCUGGGCCCGGACGAUGGGGCCGGCAACACCUACAGCCUUCGGCCCGGCCUCCAGCACCGAUUCAAAUCGUCCUCAGUAAAAGAAUGCAUCCAUGUGAUACUGAAGGAGAAGCUGGCCAAUGUACAGUACAACCCAGAGGAAAUGCCUGAGCUUACAAAGUCCUUAUCAGAGACAAUAAAAGACAGACUGAAAGAGGAGGGAUAUGACAGGUACAAAAUGGUGGUGCAGGUUGUGAUUGGAGAACAGAGAGGAGAAGGAGUGAACAUGGCCGCGCGAUGUUUCUGGGAUGCCGACACUGACAGCUGUGCUCACGACGUGUUCAUGAAUGUGGGAAGAGGAAGCACAAGACACAAAGUCUUCUCUGUGCUUUUCUGAACUGCAGUCAUGGAGCAUGGCUGAAAUCCAGGACUGAGUAGAAGUCGAGGUUUUACUUCAUUAUUUUUUUAUUUUUAACUGGCACCUAGACACCUGUGGGAGUGUGGAUGGAGGAAGGUGAGGCACUUCUGGCAUUCAGAUGCACUGACCUGGGUUACACCAAAAGUGAGGUGAACAAAAGACAGAAAGUUGCUAUAUAUUACAAAGCAAGGUUAUGCUCUGGCCUAAACGUUCCCUGAGGUUUUCCCAUUCCACUAGGCUAGCAAAGAGCCUUGACUAACAUGGACCCUUUCUCUGUUUUCCCCAGGACAGCUUGUUUUGUGUGGUAGCUGCCUUUGGCUGCUUCUACUAUUGAAAGUGGCAAACAUUGCACAGAGGGACAGAGUUGGAGGAGGAAGCUUUGCUUUGGGGUAUUUUUUGUUAAAGUGCACUAAAGCAUCAUGUUCUUCCUGUAGUACCUAAGAAAAUAACAGCUAUACAAAGCACGUCCUACACCUGGUCUACACACUACAACAUUCCUUCUUCCUUGUGGAUAUCAAUAGAGCUUUAAGCACAAUAUUAUUAUGUCCUUUAUUUAAAUGGCCCUUUGUUUUUUAUGUAGUAUGUUGGUUUUGUCCUAAAAGUGUAUUGUUUCUAAGACAAACUAAACUUGUGUCUUGAAAGGGUUCUGUUACUUCCAUUUUUAUGAAAUUAAUUAAAUAUUUAUAAGAAAAGAAACAUAAUAAAUCUAUGUAUUUAAUA
Molecule: messenger RNA, 1169 nt
Organism: Pipra filicauda (Wire-tailed manakin)
Lineage: Eukaryota; Metazoa; Chordata; Aves; Passeriformes; Pipridae
Gene: DYNLT2B
Product: dynein light chain Tctex-type 2B
Exons: 5
Coding region: 45-428 (127 amino acids)
Biological process (GO): microtubule-based movement
Cellular component (GO): cytoplasm; cytoplasmic dynein complex
Molecular function (GO): dynein intermediate chain binding
Source: RefSeq, a predicted model, not a curated record